AUGAUGAUUUGUACUAUACGGUCAAUACCAAAGAUAGAGGUACCGAGUGUAUAUACAUCCAUACGACAUAAAUGUUCUAAAUCGUCUAAUCGUUGGUUGGAACGUCAAACGAGAGAUCCUCAUACCAAACAAGCCAAAACGUCAUAUUAUAGAUCCAGAGCAGCAUACAAGCUAAUUGAUAUCGAUAAGAAGUAUCGAUUAUUUAAUAAGAAUUCUCGGAAUAUUAUUGAUCUAGGAUUUGCACCUGGGAGUUGGACUCAAGUGGCAGUAGAGAGGAUGAAGUCUAUAGGCCUUGAAUCAAAAAUACUAGGUGUUGAUUUGAUAAAUUGCAGCCCACCUCAAGGUAGUCAUUUCAUACAAGGAGACAUACUAUCACGAAAGACCCAAGAACAGAUCAGACAGUUCUAUUAUAAUCAAGAUGGAAAUGAAACAGAAGAUAUCGACAAUAACCACAUAGAAGACAAGAAUUUACCUGUUGAUUUAGUGCUAAGCGAUAUGAUGGUCAAUACUUCUGGGAUAAAAGAUAAUGAUCAUUUUGCUAGUAUGGAUUUAUGUGAUGCAGCAAUUAUAUUAAGUUUGAAUUUACUUAAAAGUAAUGGUUCGUUGGUUAUGAAGUUUUAUACGGGAAAGGAAGAUGUGUUACUUGUAAAAAGAAUGGAAAAGAUUUUUGAAAAAGUUUAUCGUAUGAAGCCGGAUGCUUGUCGAGAUGAACUGAGAGAAAUGUACAUAAUAGGACUCAAGAAAAGGAAGGAUAAUGUCACUGUACAAGAUAUAUUUAGUUAG
Scheffersomyces coipomensis is the source of this 783-nucleotide messenger RNA. RefSeq names its product 21S rRNA (uridine2791-2'-O) methyltransferase. Gene Ontology annotation, cellular component: mitochondrion. The record is from RefSeq and is a predicted model, not a curated record. Bases 1 to 783 code for a protein of 260 amino acids. The transcript has a single exon. NCBI's taxonomy places the organism in Eukaryota, Fungi, Ascomycota, Pichiomycetes, Serinales, Debaryomycetaceae. Gene Ontology annotation, biological process: RNA methylation. Gene Ontology annotation, molecular function: rRNA (uridine-2'-O-ribose)-methyltransferase activity.